UUGCAACAUGCCUUUUUUUUCCCUACCUGAAUCCUCUCCACCUCUGACAUAUUCCCUGAUCUAAUUCCUAGGCUACAGCAGCAGCACGCUGUUGUGCUUCACUAGGAAGGUAAGAGGAGACGACAUACAUCUUCCACUCGCUUUCUGCAACUCAUGCGUAGAAGCCAAAGUAAAAGAAGAGUACAAGUACAAGGCCUUUACUACAGCCCAGCUACUCAAUACUGAGGAAAGAUUAGGUGACAGUCCCAACUGGAAUACAGUAUUUGUACAGCCUCUCUCCUUAAGAUACUCAAGCGCAAGAUCAGUCAGCAUCAUCAAGAUUGCAAUGUACUUUACAAGGAGCACAGUACUCUGAAUAUAAGACAACAAAAUACGAAAGAAAACUUGCCAUAGACACUGAUGGGUGUUAAAGGAGCAGAUCUUUAUUAAUGAGAUCACAUGGAACCUGAAAAGGACGACUUUCCUCAGUUAGAAGAAGAGAUGGUGAAUACUCAAUCUGGUUUUAUGUCCAAUCCGAAUUUAAUAAUGCAAGACCAACCAAGCAUGCCUUUUCCAUCAGGAUCUCUAGACGGUGAUUGUUCUCCCACAAACCAAACAGAUGAGGGUAUAAAUGAUCAAACAGGCUCAUCUUGUUUACCCAUGGACAGUUAUGGUGGAAACACACGUGAUUCUGAAAGCCAGACCGAAAGAAAAAGCUCAGAAGAUUCAUCCAUGAGCCCCGACCUUUCCUUGUCACCUCAAGAUCACAUUCCUAUGAGAUUUUCAGGGAAGGCCUCUCCAAGAGAUGAAUACAGAAGGUACAGCUGUGAUGAGCCUGCAGAAACCAGUUUUGGUAAAUUCAUCAAAGAGAAAACCCAGUUUCAUCCUUACAAGAGGCAAUUCAGUGACGUUUUUCCAGAUGCUAUCCAUUCUAUGUCUCUUGGGGAGAAACCUUUCAAAAGCAUGGAUGGAAUAGACAGCUAUGAAAAUGUCUGUGGUCCAACCUGUCCUGAAGAUAAUGAGUCAUUUGCGACACACAUUCCUGAUAUAGCUGUGGAAACAGCAUGGUGUAAUUCUAUGCAGUACACCAGCCACGAGGAAAGCUCACAGAUUAUGCUGGGAUCAGAAGUAAAGCUGAAGCCUCAAUCUUUGCUUAUGAGACAGCAAGAAAAAGAGCAAAGGAUGUACUGGUCCCAAUCCCCAACACAGCAGAUCUAUUGUGCCCCACAGACAUUUCCUCAGUAUUCCACAGGAGGAAGCUAUCCUGUUACAUACAUUUCUACAUCACAUUACCCUUACCAAAGGAUUGCACCGCAAGCUGGCAUGGAAUCACAGCAACCCCUGUACCCCAAACCUAUCUAUUCCUACAGCAUCCUGAUAUUUAUGGCUCUUAAGAACAGUAAAACCGGCAGCCUUCCUGUAAGCGAGAUCUACAAUUUCAUGACAGAGCACUUUCCUUAUUUCAAGACUGCUCCAGAUGGGUGGAAGAAUUCAGUGCGUCACAACCUGUCCCUAAACAAGUGUUUUGAGAAAGUGGAGAACAAAUCUGGAAGUUCAUCCCGUAAAGGCUGUUUGUGGGCCCUGAACCCGGCCAAGAUUGAUAAGAUGCAAGAAGAGCUGCAGAAGUGGAAACGGAAAGAUCCAGUAACAGUGAGGAAAAGCAUGGCAAAGCCAGAGGAUCUUGACAAGCUGAUAGGAGAGAGAACAGAGAAACUGAGAUCCUCACUCCUGGCUUGUAACCCAUCUGGCAUCAUGAACACACCAUCCACAAUGCACAUGACCAUUCAGAGUGAGCAGAACAUUUCCUCCACCAUGUCUGCAUCACUACAGACAAUGCGUGAGGUUUCUGAUUCUAUGCCUGGCAAGAAGCCUCCACCGAGCUAUACUUCACUCCCUCAUGGAUAUCCCCAGAUCUCCCCCGCAAUGAUACAACAGCCUCAUCCAAUACCACAGAAUCAUUUUUCUCCACCAGAGAACCAAAGUGAAAUGACUACCCAAUCCAUUAAUCCCCAGGACUCUCCAAUACCUGCUCACACCCCUCCGCUUCACAACAUGAAGCUGUUAACGGAGCACUCGCCUACCAGAACCAUGCAAGACCAACUGAUGGAGGGCGAGCUGAGCAAUGACAUUGAUGCUCUCAAUCCCUCUCUUACAGACUUUGAACUUCAAGGAAACCUAUGGGAGGAACUUAAAGAUGACAGUCUAGCACUGGAUCCCAUUAACCUGAUGUCUUCCUCCCCAACUCCACCUCCACCACAUUACUUCAUGCACAACGGGAACUGCAGCAGCAACGGAAUCAGCCCCCGUAGUAGUAACUCGCAUAUGGGACUGGGGGACAUCCAACUUACUACCGUUUACUCCUCAUACAUGGAGAUGGACUCUGUGGUGCCGUCAUACAUCAAUGGCUCCGGAUCUAAGCACUGUUGCCAUUGUUUAAAGUAACUGUCUCCACAGACUAUACUGAAUAUAUGACCAAAGAUAUUUAUAUAUUUCAUUUGCAAAAUGAUUGAUGACAAAAGCCACAUCAAUUCAGUCUUCUAUUAUAGAGAAGAUGGACAGUAUGCGUUUUAGGGUAUCGUUGUCCUACUCAGAGCAAGGACUAUAAUAUAUGUUAAAUUGCACAAGUAACACAUAAGUAUGGGCUUAGUAAAUAGGUCAAGUA
Molecule: messenger RNA, 2641 nt
Organism: Bufo gargarizans (Asiatic toad)
Lineage: Eukaryota; Metazoa; Chordata; Amphibia; Anura; Bufonidae
Gene: FOXN1
Product: forkhead box N1
Exons: 10
Coding region: 439-2421 (660 amino acids)
Biological process (GO): regulation of transcription by RNA polymerase II
Molecular function (GO): transcription cis-regulatory region binding; DNA-binding transcription factor activity, RNA polymerase II-specific
Source: RefSeq, a predicted model, not a curated record